Messenger RNA from Cryptomeria japonica (Japanese cedar), 1968 nucleotides. RefSeq names its product L-type lectin-domain containing receptor kinase IX.1-like. Bases 1 to 1968 code for a protein of 655 amino acids. Gene Ontology annotation, cellular component: plasma membrane. Gene Ontology annotation, molecular function: protein kinase activity; ATP binding; carbohydrate binding. Gene Ontology annotation, biological process: protein phosphorylation. Lineage: Eukaryota; Viridiplantae; Streptophyta; Pinopsida; Cupressales; Cupressaceae. The transcript has 2 exons. The record is from RefSeq and is a predicted model, not a curated record.
AUGGCGAAUUUCCGUAGCAAUCGGUUAGCCCAAGUAUUCAUCCUUUGUAUUAUUGUAUCAUCUUCCUUCAUUCCUUGGGGAGAUGCAGGAGCCAUUAGCUUUAGCUUCCCUCCCACCACCAAUAUCAGUUCUUCAGAAGAUGCUUCAUUUUUCAAGGAACAGAUAGAGCUUACUUCCAAUUAUUUAGAUGACAACCUGAAACGUAGCCAUGGUCAAAACAGUAAGCUCACUGGGGAUGGGCUCACUUUCUUCCUUGCGCCAUCAGGACUGCAAUCAUCGGACAACUCUUCUGGAGAAUGGCUUGGUCUUUAUGAAGCUGCAACUGAUGGAAACUCAUCGAAUCAGAUUGUUGCUGUGGAGUUCGACACAUAUAAGAAUCUUCCUUACGAUCCGGAUGAUAACCAUGUGGGAAUUGAUGUCAACAGCAGGAAAUCAAAGAAAACCGUUUCAGUAAAUGGCCUGUACAACAACACGUCUUUCAAGAAUGGAAAAAAGUGGGAGGCAUGGGUGGAUUACGAUGGCAUUGAGAAGAACCUCAAAGUGUUUCUUUCAUUUAACCCCGAUGGCAGAGAUGCUUCUAAACCUAGAACUCCAUUCUUGUGGUACGAUAUAGAUCUGCGUCAGUUUCUUCCCCAGAACGUGCAGGUUGGCUUUUCAGCGUCCACUGGAAACUCAAUUGAGACUCACACAGUAUACAUGUGGAACUUUUCAUGUCAAUAUUCCUGGGAGAUUUCAAUACCAGGCGUCAAUGCUUCUGGUCGAAGUCCAAAAAAUAAAAGGAAAUCUUUUGAAAAGAUUAUAUGCACAUCCGGUGUGGCCUGCUUCUUAGUCAUAUGCUGUUUUAUUAGGGCAAGAAAAAGCAAGCGCAGGGAUGUUGGGAAGGACGGCGGGGAGAGCGAUGAGGAAUUCAACAACGCGCUUCGAGAGACAGCCCGAUCUGCUCGUGAGUUUCCAUAUGCUGAGCUCAGCGCCGCCACGAACAACUUCAACGACGACCAAAAGAUCGGUGUCGGCGGAUUCGGAUGUGUGUACAGAGGUACUUUGGCUGGCACAAACGAAGCUGUGGCAAUAAAAAGAAUAUCUCCAUCCUCCAAGCAGGGGAAACGUGAGUACGAGACAGAGGUUAGUAUAAACAGUAAGCUUACUCAUCAUAAUCUCGUGAAGUUUCUGGGAUGGUGCCAUCGAAAGGGAGAUUUGCUUCUUGUUUACGAGUUACUCCCAAACGGGAGUCUGGACAAAUAUAUUUUUGAAAACUCAGAAACUCCACUGGAAUGGGGUCGAAGAUAUAGCAUAGCAUGUGAUAUAGCCUCCGGUCUGGUUUAUCUUCACGAGGAUCGGCAUGAGAGCGUUGUGCAUAGAGAUAUUAAAGCCAGUAAUGUGAUGCUGGAUUCGAAAUUCAAAGCGAAGCUGGGUGAUUUCGGCCUUGCCAGAAUAGUGGAACGUGGAAAAGGAGGGCAUACGACCACGGUAGCGGGUACAAUUGGGUACAUAGCACCGGAGUUCGUAGCAACGGGAAAAGCCACCCGAGAGAGUGACGUGUUCAGCUUUGGAGCCCUGAGUCUUGAAAUUGCCUGUGGAAGACGACCAGCAGACUGGAGCUUGAUUGAUCACAAUUCCAGAGUGGUGGAAUGGGUUUGGCACUUGCAUGGAGAGAACAGAAUUCUUCAUGCAGCAGAUAAGAAGCUGGGUGAAAAUUUCAAUGGUGAGGAAAUGGAAAGGCUAAUGAAUGUCGGAUUGCUGUGUUCUCAUUCGGAUCCCAAUUCUAAACCGAGUAUGGAAAAAGUAGUGGGUAUACUGAAAAGAGGAGAGGAGUUGCUACAUGUUCCUCUAACGUUUCCUGUGGCUGUGUAUGGUGACCGUGUUCCUCUGAUACCACGUUCUCAUCAUCACUCUCGACCUCCAAUGGAAUUGGUAGCAGGAGAAUCUCAGCUCCGUCCGAAUGAACCCAACUCUCGAGUCGCCUCCUAG